AUGUUGACUAGAAUUACCAAGCGAUGUCGUGCUCCAAGUGAUGAUGAUGAUGAGUACAUUUCAUCCACUCCUACGUAUCAAUCAUCACCUAUGAAAGUAUUUUUACAGACGACAAGACGUGAUGGUUUUUACUUGAAUCAACUCACGUCGUCCAUUUCAUUACCCCACGAGUGGUCUCAACCUAAAGUCACAAUCGAGGCCACGACAGAUCAUAACGCCACUCGAUUAAACGAGAAAUGCCGUAAAUUAGCGUCAUUAAUUGCUCAUUCAAAGCAUUUAGUGGCUUUUACAGGUGCUGGAAUUAGUACAUCGGUAGGAAUUCCCGAUUAUCGUGGUGAAAAUGGCAUUCGUACGAAACAAAAGGGUGAUACUAAACUCAAGCGUACUAAACAAACCAAGAAACAACGUCAUGAGGACAAUGAAAAGACGUUAUUGGAGGUCGAGAUGCUGAAUAUCAAUUCAUUAAUACCCUCGACAACGCACAUGGCGUUACAGGAGCUCUAUCGCUUGGGGUUUUUAAAGCACCUUGUGUCUCAAAAUGUGGAUAAUUUGCACUUAAAAAGUGGUCUCCCUGCGACGGUAUUAACGGAAGUACAUGGGAAUGCAAUGCAAGCAAAAUGUGAAACAUGUGAGAAGAUUUAUGUGACGGAUUUUCCAUGGACGGGCUUAUGUACUGAUCCUGAUUGUAUCAGUACGAAGCGAUCUAUUGAACAGAGAUUACGAGCACGAACGCGGCAUGGCAAUGGACGAUUGAAACGAAAUGUUGUUGGAUUUGAUGAACCAUUGGGCGAUAUUGAUUGUGCCAUUGAUGAGUGUGAAGCGGCUGAUGUGGCACUUGUCUUAGGCACGUCCUUACGUGUUGAACCGUUCUCGGAAAUGGCAGGAGAGUAUGCAGGCUCCUUGUGUAUUGUGAAUUUACAGUCUACGACAACAAAAUUAGAUCGACGUGCUGAGGAAACAGGUGUCCGGUUGUUUGAGAAGACAGAUAUUGUCAUGGAAAAGACCAUGCAAUUUUUGAUGAACGACCCAACGUAUCGCGUUCCAAAGUGGACGGGUGAGCAUCCAGACUCUGUGUUUAUUCUGGAACAUGAGAGCUCGAAUCUUGUUAACGUUCUCGCUGGCCGAAUUUCUUCCUGA
Molecule: messenger RNA, 1137 nt
Organism: Peronospora belbahrii
Lineage: Eukaryota; Oomycota; Peronosporomycetes; Peronosporales; Peronosporaceae
Source: the annotation of a GenBank genome assembly